GGUUUUGUGAUUGCUAUAAAGGUAUUUCUAGCUAGCGACCCCUCUCUCCCGGGGCUUAUCCUUUUGAGGCCGAAGAGCGAGAGGAUCGCCGCUGCCGCCGCCUCGUCGGUAAGAGGAACCCCACUUCGUCCUUCACGUUGCCAAGUCGAAAUGGCUACCGUUCCCGAGCCACUUAUCUGGGAGAUUGUUAAGAGAAACAAUGCUUUUCUUGUUAAGCAGUUUGGUAAUGGCAAUGCCAAGGUGCAGUUCAGCAAAGAGCCGAACAAUCUCUACAAUGUGAAUUCCUACAAGCACUCUGGGUUGGCGAACAAGAAAACAGUGUCCAUUCAGCCAGGAGGGAAGGACGUCUCCGUGGUUCUUGCAACCAGUAAGACGAAGAAGCAGAACAAACCUGGUAGUCUAUACAACAGGUCGGUCAUGAAGAAAGAGUUCCGUAAGAUGGCAAAGGCAGUCAAGAACCAGGUGACCGACAACUACUACAGACCUGAUUUGACCAAAGCAGCUCUUGCAAGGCUCAGUGCUGUACAUCGCAGCCUCAAGGUUGCCAAGUCUGGUGUGAAGAAGAGGAACAGGCAGGCUGUUAAAGUAAAAUACUAGGUCUCUGGAUGGUGUUCCGGCUGCCCUUAUUGGCUGUUCUUCAACUGUUUGUCUUUGGAAGAGUUUUAGUUGAAGACUUCUCAAGUAGAAUCAUGAAACUGUUUUCGUCUUUUUCUUCUGUUUUACCUUUAAGUUUUCUGGGAAGUUAGUUUAACUUGAGAUGCUUUAUCUGCUUGGUUGAUUAUGAGUUUGAAACAGUGUAAUGGUUAGAUGAUUUUAAGCCCUUCAUAUUUUUAUAGACAUCCACCUUAUUAUUUGGUACGUCUAUUUAACAUGAAGAUAUGGAGUGGAAUAUUCUGCCUCUGCA
Messenger RNA from Phoenix dactylifera (date palm), 904 nucleotides. RefSeq names its product Ribosomal L28e protein family. Gene Ontology annotation, biological process: translation. Gene Ontology annotation, cellular component: ribosome. NCBI's taxonomy places the organism in Eukaryota, Viridiplantae, Streptophyta, Magnoliopsida, Arecales, Arecaceae. The record is from RefSeq and is a predicted model, not a curated record. Gene Ontology annotation, molecular function: structural constituent of ribosome.